UGUGUUUGAAACUUUUGCAACACUGUUCUAGUAAAUAAUCAUAUUUAUUUUGGUAAAAUAAUUGUAAGCCUGCAAAAUGUCCGAGCGCAAGGUUUUAAACAAAUACUACCCCCCGGACUUCGAUCCGUCGAAGAUUCCGCGGAUGAAACUGGCCAAAAACCGGCAGUACACCGUGCGAUUGAUGGCUCCAUUUAAUAUGCGCUGCAAAACAUGCGGGGAAUAUAUUUACAAGGGCAAGAAGUUCAAUGCCCGCAAGGAGGAUGUGGAGAAUGAGACGUACCUGGGCAUCAGGAUCUAUCGUUUCUACAUCAAGUGCACGCGCUGUCUGCAGGAGAUCUCCUUCAAGACGGAUCCGCAGAACACGGACUACGAGAUCGAGGCGGGGGCCACAAGGAACUUCAUGGCCCUCAAGCUGGCCGAGGAGCAGGCGAGGCGCGAGGAGCAGGAACUGCGCGAGGAGGAGGCCAACAAUCCGAUGAAGCUGCUCGAGAAUCGCACCCAGCAGUCGCGCAACGAGAUCGAAAUGCUGGAGAGUCUGGAGGAGUUGCGGGAUCUCAACCGGCGCCAGCAAACGGUGGACUACACCACACUGUUGCAGCAGUACAACACGGUGGAGACGGAGCGGGAGCGACAGGAGCGGGAGGAGCGCGAGGACGAGGACUUUAUCAAGUCUGUCAACUUCAAGAACAAAUCCGAAGGAGGUGCUCGCAUUGUGGCCGAGGAAAUCAUUGAGGAGGUUAAGGAGGAACCGGUGGAUCCACUGCCAGCUCCACCACCUGCCAAACAGGCCAAGUCCAGGAUGCUGAGUGUUUCCGCCUCUUCAUCCAGCAAAGCUUCAGCUUUGCAGCCCUUGGUUAAACGGAAGACGCCCUUGGUUCUGGUGAAACCCAAAACACCCUCAGUAGUGACUCCUAUUGAAUCCAAACCAACCCCCAGCUCCACAUCUGCCCCACCUGUUCCAGCGAAAACUAAAGCUCCAAAUCCCCCAGCUGCAGCACCAGCUGGUCUUUCCCUUUUGGCUGCCUACAGCGACAGCUCAGAGGAUUCCAAUUGACCAAGCAUUUACCUGAAGCAUUUAAAAAGCCAAUACAAUUUAAAAGAAUACAAAUCAAA
This is a messenger RNA of Drosophila gunungcola (fruit fly), 1113 nucleotides long. Its product is annotated as splicing factor YJU2. The transcript has 3 exons. The coding region runs from base 77 to 1054 and encodes 325 amino acids. Gene Ontology annotation, biological process: mRNA splicing, via spliceosome. Lineage: Eukaryota; Metazoa; Arthropoda; Insecta; Diptera; Drosophilidae. Gene Ontology annotation, cellular component: U2-type catalytic step 1 spliceosome. The record is from RefSeq and is a predicted model, not a curated record.